AUGGACACCCCCGCGGUACCCAUGCCGCGCGAUGCCGGCGAGCUCGCCAUUCUCCAGCGCCUCGCCGAGAUUCGUGACCAGCUUCUCCUCCUCAAGCAAGACAGAACCACAUAUAUCCGCAGCCAAGAUAUCAUACCUCUCUACGACCAGACCAUUGCCCAGGUCAAAGAACUCAAUGCCAUCCGUGCAGAGACGGGCGCAACGGAUGAGAACAGAGUGGACAAAGUGCUCGAGGGCUGCUUCCAGCUCCUCUCACUCUUCUACCUCACAAUCGGCCGCAACGAAGAGGCCCCCGCUACAUAUGCCCUUACGUCAACGAUCAAGAGACUACUCGACCACCUCAUGGAGGCCAACCUGUACUCGGCUAAGGACCUUGAGAGCCUCCAAGCGACACUCGAGCAACUAUCCACCAACAUUAUCCGCUCGAGCAGAGAUGACACCCCGGGCCCUCAGCACUCACCAUACCUGCUGGAGCUUCUGUCGAAGCGUGUCGAGCGAUGCAGUGCGACACUGGCCAAACUGCAGAAACGCCUCAGCACCCUCGACGAUGCCUCACUCCCCACAUACGAAAAGAUGAUUUCCAUCCUCCGUUCUAUUUCCUACGCUAAUACCCGAUCCAAGUUCUCCCCAAGCGAAGUUCAGAAGCUGCAGAAGCAGUUGCACGAGAUUGGCGAGAAGAACAACGGCGGAAAGUUCUGCAUUGCCGGCUCCGAGUCGCCAGGGGCAGCAACAAUGCAAGAGGUUUAUGAUAAAUGCUCUCGAUGGUCCGAAAUCGUGCUAGAACGGCAUGUAUCCCGUUUCAGAGACAAAAGAUUGAUUUCUAACAGUCCAUGCAGAAAGGGCGAUGUUCCCGAAACCUUUCGUGAAACAUACCGCACACUCGUCGGCAUUCGCAAUGAGCUGGAGAAGCUCUCCCUCACACAAGCCUGGUCGCUGCGCGAGACGGACCUGUACGACUUUCAGCGCAAACUCGACAAAAUUGAUGAAAGUCGGCAAAAUGGUAACUUUUUCGACCACAAGGAGCGCCCCGCCGAUCUGUGGACGCAGCGCACUAUGCUGUACUUGAUUCGACGAAGCUACGCUUAUAUCUACUCCUUCAUCCUGUCGUCAGAGCCGGUCUCUGAGGCGCUCUUGCCCGUCUACAACCAGCUCCAGACUCUGAAGCGCUGCUUAAUUGAGGUCAAGAACAACGGCGGCGUGUCGUCUGUUCGGGAGCUCUAUCCUUAUAGCAUGAAGCUCGCUUCCUUGGAUAAUAUGCGCGUAGAUGGCAAAUUCGUCGUAAAUGGCGAUAUCCCCGAGGGACAAAGCAGUGUUUCUGAACUUCUUGCUGAGUGUUUCGACUUGAACUACGACCUGCGAGUGGCUGCGGACGAAGACGUUUCCAGCACAGCGCAGUGCGACACCAUUUCGUAA
Cordyceps fumosorosea ARSEF 2679 is the source of this 1413-nucleotide messenger RNA. RefSeq names its product putative protein family UPF0662. The record is from RefSeq and is a predicted model, not a curated record. NCBI's taxonomy places the organism in Eukaryota, Fungi, Ascomycota, Sordariomycetes, Hypocreales, Cordycipitaceae. Gene Ontology annotation, cellular component: cytoplasm; nucleus. The coding region runs from base 1 to 1413 and encodes 470 amino acids. The transcript has 4 exons.